Molecule: messenger RNA, 579 nt
Organism: Ailuropoda melanoleuca (giant panda)
Lineage: Eukaryota; Metazoa; Chordata; Mammalia; Carnivora; Ursidae
Gene: RPL36A
Product: ribosomal protein L36a
Biological process (GO): translation
Cellular component (GO): ribosome
Molecular function (GO): structural constituent of ribosome
Source: RefSeq, a predicted model, not a curated record
AGAGCCUUCGACUCUAUGGUCAUUCUCGCCCCCUCCCGUGAGCAAGAGCGACCAGAAACCUCCUAUAUACUUCCGUUUCCGGCCCGGCCUCUCUCUUUCCCUGCCGAUAUCGCUCUCGCAAACAUGGUGAACGUUCCAACCCGCCGUACUUUCUGCAAGAAGUGUGGCAAGCACCAGCCCCACAAAGUGACACAGUACAAGAAAGGCAAAGAUUCUCUUUAUGCCCAGGGAAAGCGGCGUUAUGACAGGAAGCAGAGUGGCUAUGGUGGGCAGACUAAGCCGAUUUUCCGGAAAAAGGCUAAAACUACAAAGAAGAUUGUGCUGAGGCUUGAAUGUGUCGAGCCCAACUGCAGAUCUAAGAGAAUGCUGGCUAUUAAGAGAUGCAAGCAUUUUGAACUGGGAGGAGAUAAGAAGAGAAAGGGCCAAGUGAUCCAGUUCUAAGCUUCGUAUUUUGUUACAUUAUGAAGACAGUAAAAUCUUGAGGUUCCAUUCACUUCAUUGGGUCGCAGUUGGUCUUGUAAGAAGGAAAUAAACUAGUGCCAUCAAUAAAAUUCCCCUUGUGGGGCAGUUUAUGCCUGA